Messenger RNA from Mesitornis unicolor (brown roatelo), 1516 nucleotides. RefSeq names its product dCMP deaminase (gene DCTD). The transcript has 3 exons. The record is from RefSeq and is a predicted model, not a curated record. Gene Ontology annotation, cellular component: cytoplasm. Bases 22 to 291 code for a protein of 89 amino acids. Lineage: Eukaryota; Metazoa; Chordata; Aves; Mesitornithiformes; Mesitornithidae. Gene Ontology annotation, molecular function: dCMP deaminase activity. Gene Ontology annotation, biological process: dUMP biosynthetic process; dTMP biosynthetic process.
CAUGCUGAAUUGAACGCCAUCAUGAACAAAAACUCAGCUGAUGUGAAGGGCUGCAGCAUGUAUGUUGCCUUAUUUCCAUGUAAUGAAUGUGCGAAGCUCAUCAUCCAGGCAGGCAUAAAAGAAGUUAUUUUUAUGUCUGACAAGUAUCAUGACACCCUGGAAAUGACAGCUGCACGGCGGAUGUUUGAUUUAGCAGGUAUUAUAUACAGGGAAUUCAAACCAAAGUGUAACAAGAUCAUCAUCGACUUUGAUUCAAUUAACAGCAGACCAAGUCAAAAGCUUGUGAAUUAAGUCUCAUUAAGUCUCUAGAAGACUGUGAUUAUCCUUUUCUAAAAAGCUGCUAAUGCCUUUCAUCUUGAAGUUACUUGCAACUUUUUAAUGGUUUCUGUAGCUAAAGUAAGACUUCUAAGAAAUCCAAGGCAUAAAAUGUCCUCCUCAAUUCAUCUUGUCAUGUGGAAUCUAAAUCUACUUAAAAAUUUUAAUGCCUUUAUCAAAACUGCUUAAAAAGUCUAGAGACAUGUAGAUGAGACAGUGUAAUGUAUGUGAAGAAAACUGUUCUGAUUCUUGCUGUAUUCAUCACCGCAUGCUCUGAGAGGCUGUCAGCAUUGAUUUAGACUCAGCUUAGCAGUGGGACUUAUUGUAACCAGUGAUACGUUGGAAUAUGCUAAUACCUGUUGAGCUCUCUAUUGUAUGUGUGGAUCUAUAUAGUUGAUCCUAAUAAAGGACUAAAAAUGUCAGUCAUGCCAGUGCUAAUCUUCCAGCUGGCAUAACACUAAUAUUUAAAAGGUGAUACAGCUUUGAGUAUGUCUGAUACUUUGCGUGCGUUACCUAACAAAUGAAACACUGAUUUUGGUUUUAAUUGCUGUCUGACACUGUCCUACAUGGGAAGGGCGAGAGAGAAAACCAUUUGGAGAACAGUCUGUGCUGGACUGAGGUUUGCAGGUGGUUUCUAGUUCUCGUUUUCCCCAAGACUCCAGAAUUGGAGGGGGUUGAGGGAGCAAAUCAUUUGGCUCUUUACCUUUGGGAGUCUUACGUGGAGUUGGUUUUCAUGUGUAGAAGGAAAUUGUUUUAUUGGUCUAAGCUGUUUCUAGACAAUCCAGCAUAGCUCAGUCUUAAAAUCAACCUGUAUGGUAACUGAAUAAUUUUUUGUCCUUUGAGAGAAAUUGGAGAUAGUCAACCUAUAUCUGUGCCAGAAGAGGCAAUUAUGAUAUUAGCUUGUUUCCCAGUGCUGGCGUAGUACCUUCAUUUUCAUAAAUGUUGCCUAAAAUAAUAUCCUUUUUAAUUUUAUCUUGAGAUCUGGGAAUAGAUUUGAGUUCCUUUUCUCUAAUUUGAUUUUUUUAAAAUUAAGUAUGCCUAAUGGCUUUGUUUAGAUAACAUUGGUGGUUGUUGUUUUAUUUUUUAAAUGUGGUUAUACUUCAGUGAGCUUUUAUUUUCUCUAUAAAAGCUUUGUUUCAUAUUUUGGGACAUUAUGUAAUUUGGCUUCAUACCAGUAUUAUUAAAAUCUUAUUAAAAUCCA